Molecule: messenger RNA, 1383 nt
Organism: Moneuplotes crassus
Lineage: Eukaryota; Ciliophora; Spirotrichea; Euplotida; Euplotidae
Source: the annotation of a GenBank genome assembly
UCAUCCAGCUUCAGUUUGGAUCUUGAGGGAACAGCAUUGGGGCUGACUUCUGGGCAUCUAUCUCCCAAGAGCACUCACUUAACCCCCAAGGGAUAUACUGAAAAACUGAAGAGAAUGAAGCAGCUGAAAUUAAUGAAGAUUCUAAGCUUGACUGCAUUGAUGUAUAUUUCAGAGAAAUCUCAAGUGGGUUUUUCAAGCCAAGAACUAUCCUUGUAGAUCAAGAGCCUUCUAUAAUAGACCAUGUUUAGGAGUAGUGGGUGGGGCUCUUUAUUUGAUGCUGAUAGCUUUAUAGUUGGAGUGAAACAAUAUGCAGAUUGAUCAAGAGGGUUGGGUAAUUUUGCAAGCUGAUAUUUUACCACAGAAAAUUGAUUUCAAGAGCAAAUUAUUGAGUCAAUCAGACAAGAAGUUGAACGAGCUGAAUCUUUACAGGGGUUUCAAAUUGUACACUCUAUAGUUGGAGGUACUGGAUCUGGGCUGACUAUGUCAACACUAGAGGAUAUGAGCUGAGAAUAUAGUAAAUCUAUUAUCGAAUCAUUUACAAUGGUUCCAAGUCUCCAAGAAGCUUGUUCGGAUCCCUUUAAAAUUUACAACAUGAUGUUGGCAUUUCACUACAUAAUCGAACAUGUGAACUUGACAAUGCUUGUACAGAACUUUCAAUUACACCAAAUCUGUUUUAAGUCUCAACGUAUCAGCUGACCCUCAUUCUCUGAUAUGAAUCACUUGGUCACAUCAUGAAUGGCUGGGAUUUCAGCUGCCUCUAGGUUUGGAGGACCCCUUAAUAGUAGUUUACGGAAAUUAUGUACAAACUUGGUGCCAUUCCCCAGACUACAUUUUUUCACAGUGGCUGGGGCUCCUUUCCACCCUCGCCCAGGAGUAACUAGCAAUCUAAAGAAACCUGCGAGUUUAGACCUUAUUGAUCCUAGGAAUUUUUUGAUAGAUACCAAUUUAGGAGCUGGCCGAAUAUUUACAGGCCAUUGUUGAUUCAGAGGUGACUGGAGUCUCAGAGAGAUUAAUGAAAAUAUUUCCAAUAUAUACAAAACUAGGUUUUGAUACCCAACUCAAUGGAUUCCUAACAACAUAUCCUAUUCGGUGUGACCAGUUCCAGAUAUUAGUCAGAAGAGCUCAGCUACUUUCAUAGGAAAUUUGAGUGGAAUCAAGGAGCUGUUUAAUCAAUACAGCUUUGAGUUCAGUAAACAUUUCCGAAAGAAAAAGUUUGUUCAUAAAUAUUAUACUCAUGGCAUGGAUGAGAUGCUGUUCAUGGAAGCUGAGAGCAACUUCCUUGACUUAGCUUGUGAAUAUCAGUCUUAUACUGAUGCCACUGCUGAUGAUGAUGAAGAGUAUUUAGAUGAAUCAGACUAUUAGGUUUCUUUUAAUAUUGUUUCU